Molecule: messenger RNA, 3194 nt
Organism: Lobosporangium transversale
Lineage: Eukaryota; Fungi; Mortierellomycota; Mortierellomycetes; Mortierellales; Mortierellaceae
Product: ubiquitin-activating emzyme E1
Exons: 7
Coding region: 95-3118 (1007 amino acids)
Biological process (GO): protein sumoylation
Cellular component (GO): SUMO activating enzyme complex; cytoplasm
Molecular function (GO): SUMO activating enzyme activity
Source: RefSeq, a predicted model, not a curated record
CUUUCCCACUUGUCAUUUGUCAUUUGUCAUUUGUCAAUUCUUUUCUUCUAUUUCACUUUUUUUUUUUUAACCCUUCAAUUCAAUCAUAUUCAGUAUGGACGUUGAAAAGGAAAAUGUCAUCGACGAGAGUCUUUACUCGCGUCAAUUAUAUGUUCUUGGUCAUGAGGCCAUGAAGAAGAUGGGUACAUCUAACAUCUUGAUUGUCGGUCUCAAGGGUCUGGGAAUCGAAAUCGCCAAAAACGUUGUCCUUGCUGGUGUUAAGAGUGUUACACUUUAUGACCCUGCCCCAGUUCAACUUUCUGACUUGUCAACUCAGUUCUUCCUAACUAAAGAGGAUGUUGGUCAGCCUCGCGAUGUUGUCUCUAGGCCACGCCUUGCAGAGCUGAAUGCAUAUGUGCCUGUUCGUAUUCUGGAAGGAGAGCUGACUACAGACAAAUUGUCACAAUUCAAGGUCGUGGUUGUGACCGAGACAUCAUUAGAAAAGCAACUAGAGAUCAACGAGUAUACACAUGUCCAUGGAAUCCACUUCAUUUCAGCCGAGAUCCAUGGUCUCUUUGCUUCAGCCUUCAAUGAUUUCGGCAGAGCAUUCCAUGUUGUCGACGUUACAGGUGAAGAGGCACUCUCUGGAAUGGUGGCUGAGAUUUCAUCAGAUAAGGAGGGCAUUGUUACCUGCUUGGAUGAGACGCGUCAUGGUUUAGAGGAUGGCGAUCAUGUCACGUUUGUUGAGGUGGUUGGUAUGGAGGCACUCAAUGGCUGCGCACCAAGGAAGAUUAAGGUGCUUGGCCCAUACACCUUUUCUAUUGGUGACACAUCUGGCUUGGGAACCUAUGUCAGUGGAGGCCUCUUCCAGCAGGUCAAGAUGCCUAAGCUAGUUGACUUUGCUAGUCUUAAGGAUUCCUUGCAAAAGCCUGAGUUCUUGACCACAGAUUAUGGAAAGUUUGAUCGUCCUGCACAACUUCACAUCGGGUUCCAGGCACUCCAUUCUUUUACUACCAAGAAUGGUCGUCAACCACGUCCCAGGAAUGUUGAGGAUGCUAAACAGGUUUGGGCCCUUGCCAAUGAGAUCAAUGAUAAGGCACCAGAGAAGACUGAGCUAGAUGAGAAGCUUAUCCAAGAGCUUGCUUUCCAGGCUGUUGGAGAUUUAUCACCAAUGGUUGCUGUUAUUGGUGGAACUGUGGCUCAGGAAGUUCUUAAGGCAUGCACAGGGAAGUUCAGCCCCAUCCAUCAGUGGAUGUAUUUUGACUCUCUUGAAUCUUUGCCUACUUCAAUCACCUUGACCGAGGAGGCAUGCCAACCCAUUGGCUCUCGCCACGAUAACCAAAUCGCUGUCUUUGGCAAGGAAUUCCAGGAAAGAAUUGAAAACUUUAGGGAGUUCUUGGUUGGAGCAGGAGCAAUCGGAUGCGAGAUGCUUAAGAAUUGGGCCAUGAUGGGUCUUGGAACUGGACCUAAGGGCAUGAUUCAUGUUACUGACAUGGACACUAUUGAAAAGAGUAAUCUGAACCGUCAGUUCCUGUUCCGUCCAGCAGAUGUUGGCAAGUUGAAGUCUCGCUCGGCCGCUGAGGCUAUUGCCAAAAUGAACCCUGCUACGGUGGGCCAUGUCCAAGCUUAUGAGGAGCGUGUGGGCGUUGACAGUGAGAAGGUCUACGGCGAUGAUUUCUUUGCCAAUCUUGAUGGUGUUACGAAUGCCCUUGACAACCUUGAUGCACGUAAAUACAUGGACAGACGCUGCGUCUACUUUCGCAAGUCUCUCUUGGAAUCUGGUACACUCGGUACCAAAGGUAAUGUGCAAGUGGUUGUUCCAUUUGUUACAGAGUCCUAUUCUUCUUCUCAAGAUCCACCAGAGACCUCGAUCCCUCUGUGCACGCUCAAGAACUUCCCCAACGCUAUCGAGCACACUAUUCAGUGGGCUCGUGAUGCCUUCGAAGGAUUCUUCAAGCAGCCUGCUGAAAAUGUUAACCUCUAUCUUAGUCAACCUAACUACAUUGAGGGCUUGUUGAAGGAUCGUGGCAACAGCACUGAGACUCUGAAGACUAUUCAAAAAUACCUUGUAACCAAUAAACCCUUGACCUUUGAGGAGUGCAUCACCUGGGCCCGCCUCCAGUUUGAGGAACAGUUCAACAACAACAUUCAGCAACUCUUAUUCAACUUCCCCAAGGACUCUGUCACUUCGUCAGGGACUCUUUUCUGGAGUGCUCCUAAGCGCGCCCCUACCCCUCUGGAGUUCAACAUUGAUGAUCCUAGCCACUUGGAGUUCAUUAUCGCAGCUGCCAACCUUCAUGCUUUCAAUUAUGGCUUAAAGGGCGAGACCAAUCCUGAAGUUUUCCGCCAGGCUCUUUCGACUUUGGUUGUUCCUGAGUUCAAGCCCAAGUCGGGUGUCAAAAUCCAGGUGAAUGAGAAUGAAAACAUGCCAACGGAAGAGAGUGACCAGGCUGAGCUUCAAAAGCUGAUUGAUACCUUGCCUGCACCAUCUACCUUGGCUGGAUACCGUCUCCAUCCCGUUGAGUUUGAGAAGGAUGAUGAUACCAACUUCCAUAUUGAUUUCAUCACUGCAACGUCGAAUUUGCGUGCAGCGAACUAUGGCAUUACGCCUGCAGAUAAACAUCGUACCAAGUUUAUUGCAGGUCGUAUCAUUCCUGCUAUUGCCACGACCACAGCCAUGGUGACAGGCCUAGUUUGCUUGGAAUUGUACAAGUUGAUCGAUAACCGCACCAAGAUUGAUGAUUACAAAAAUGGAUUUGUUAACUUGGCACUACCAUUCUUUGGCUUCUCUGAACCCAUUGCUGCACCCAAGUUCAAAUACCAUGAGACUGAGUUUACGUUGUGGGAUCGCUUUGAGAUCAAUGAGGAUUUGACACUGCGGGAGUUCCUCAACUACUUCAAGGAAAAGCAUGAGCUCGAUAUUGCAAUGGUCUCUGCAGGCGUGAGUAUGUUGUACACGUCGUUUAUGCCUAAAGACAAGAGGGAAGAACGCUUGACCAUGCCCUUCUCUAAGCUAGUCGAGACAGUUUCUAAGAAGUCUACGCCUCCUCAUGUCAAGGCGCACACAGUUGAGGUAGUCUGCUACGAUCGUAAUAAGCAGGACGUUGAGGUCCCUUACGUCGUUGUCAGGUUCCGUUAGACUAUUCUUUUUUUUCUUCUCAUUUUGGUUUAUAUUCCACAAGUAGAUAUAAAAGCCUGCUAUAUGUCUCAAACGC